Molecule: messenger RNA, 4341 nt
Organism: Paramisgurnus dabryanus
Lineage: Eukaryota; Metazoa; Chordata; Actinopteri; Cypriniformes; Cobitidae
Gene: troap
Product: trophinin associated protein
Source: RefSeq, a predicted model, not a curated record
AGCAACAAUAUUUUUUUAGACAUCUCCUUUGACCAUUUUGUCCAUAAGCGGCAUCAAAAUUAUCUUUAAAUCUGUGAGCCAGUGUAAAUAUUUAACUGUAAAUUUUUUCUCAUCUGACAAUGUCACUGAUCUUUAACCCGUCGAACUGUCAUUAUGCCACUCAAAUGUGACGCGAAUCCUAUUUUGAUAAUUGUUUUUAAAAGAAAAGUAGACAAUUGUUAGGACGCCCUGUAAGAUGACCUUUAUUUUUAGAAGUUGUUUUUAGUUUGUAAAAGUAAAAAAAAACCUUUGGGUUUAAGUUGUUUUAUCUGUUUCCUGCAUUACAUCAUCCCUGUUUGUUGUUACAUACCCUUAUGUUUUGCUACAUCUGUGCCUUUAGGAAUGCCCCAAACAUGGCAACUUCUCCUGCAUCUGGGCACAUUUUUAAUACUAGUUUAUUGUUAAUAUAAAAUAAUGGCUAUUGGUAAGUCUCUCUUCAUCCAAAUUAACAGUAAAAGCUUACAGGAAUGAUGUAAAGUAGAAUGUGUACAAAAUGUUCAAAAACCUCAAACGUGAGGAGUGACUUAAAUUGACUUUAAGUUAAUUGUGAAUUUAGGAUUUAUCCUCAACCGUUAUUUUCUUGUUAGUUUGCUUUGAACAGUUAAUGUUUAUCACAGUUCCUCUCAGGGUUUAUUUUGUAUGUAAUAUCAUUUUGAUAAACAACAGUAAAGUGCAACCGUAGUGUUAUGAGUAUACAUUCAGGGCCACCUAAAAACAAGUAAAACCCAUUUAAUAUUUAUAAUUGUUUUUUGCUAUUGUCACCUUUAAUUUUUGAAAACGCUUGAGUAGGUUUUUCCAAAUGACCUAUUAAAGAUAUUUUUAAAGCUGCAACGACUUUGUAUUUUUUUUGUCAUUAUAGAGCAGUUUCUUGGACAGGGUUUAGAUUAAGCCAGGACUAGUUAUUUUAGGAUAUUUAAAUAGUUUUUACAGACAUACUUUACAAACAACAUAACUGAGUGCUUCUCGAGACAAAAAAAAUGUAGAUAAAGCGUUUCUGCUGACAGCGCAUGCGCAAGCCCCUUAAAAUACCUGAGUGUUUAUAAUUUUUAUAUGGUAUAGCAUAUAUGUACAGAGUUUGUUCAAACUAAUACAGUGCACAACAAUUAAAACAAUAAAAUAAAUAUUAACAAAAACCGGCUAGAUGUACAGAAAGCGAGCAGGGGAACAGACAUUCCGAGCGGCUGCUACACCCGCGCAAUAAACUGUCUGGUUUGAAUUGGUUAACGGACCAUAUUUCUUUUGUUCCGAACACACAUACACACUAAUCAGACAAUGGAAAGCGGCUAUAGACGCCGCAUUUUUAGCUGCUGUAAAUGCACAAUACAAUGUUUGUUCACGUGUAAGUAUUGUAGGACAGUUCUACCCAUUACGGUCGUUAAUAAAUCGCAGCAUUGGGCCAAAAAAGUAAUUGAAGCGAAUCGUAUGUGUGUGGUUCCGAAAAGAACUUGUUGGAAAUUAAUAAACGGCGAAACGAACUUAAAAAACGUCACGUGAUUUAAAGCCGCAUCUCCGUUACUAUAGUAGUGUCAAUGUCGGCCACCGAUUGGCCGAUGCAACGUCUCCGUCAGCCAAUGAAAAUGAGCGCUUUUUACAAACUCUUCCGGAAGUCAACACUGCAGUUUGGAGUUUUUGCGUUGAGCAGCUAAAGAGGGGCUUUUCUGUAUCAACACAGAAACAGCACAAAAGACGGUUUUCGACAUAACCUCAGUAGACAGUGGAGCUCUCUCAAAAUGGCAUCAUCGAACCAUCUACGACCCCAGAACAGGACUCUCCAGAACCAGACAGGGAUGUUGAAGCACCAGGUGGUGAAUAAAACCAAACAAACUGCUGUGUCCACUUCUAGAAGAGGUUCAGAGAAUCUGGACCCCAAUGCUGAAGCUGACGCUGGAAAGGGAGUCAGUAAAUUGAAAGGUGUCAGCAGGCUUCCGGUCCUCGCCAAAUCUCUGCAACCAGCUGUAAAUUACCUCUCACAACAGAAUAAAUGGGAACAGAGACCUCUUACGGGUAAAGCUCAGAAGAAAAAGAUCUACACCAAACCAGUUCCCUUCAAUUUUACCCAAUCACGCACACGCAGUCAGAGAAGCACAGAGGUUGGUGGUGGAAAAACACCCCUGACACCUGGCCGGCUGACACCAGGAGCCCAACUGAGAAGCCAUAAUGCAGCAGCAACACUAGGUGUCUUAAAAACAUCACACAAGACACAAUCUGUCUCUAUUGAUGGUCACCCACCAAAAGCAGAGACACUCUCGAACGAAACCAGAAACGGCAGUGAUUUAAGUUCACGUUUGGGUAACAUCACUCUUGUACAGUCUAAGCAUUCCGAAGACUCGGGUUUGAGUCAUUUAUGUAAAACUUCACUUAGUAAAGUAGGUGUUUGUUCAGAUGGUCAAGCACAAAAGGACAAAACCAGCAUUCAGCAAUCAAGCCAUGCAGGCACCAAAGGGCCAUUGUCUACUCUUUCCUCAGCAAUGCACAAUGUCCCCUCAUGUGAGGGAUCAAGUGCUGUUGGAGCUCAGGGUGUGAUGCCACGGUUAUCUACUUGCCCUCCUGGAUCCUCCAAUAAUCUGGCUCAAAGGGUUUCUGUGAAGAAGACUCAACGUGAAAUUGUCAGCGGCACAGGCAAUACUGGGGCAUUUUCCCCUGACCCGUCAGCAUUACGUAGUAUUCUACAGAAUGAUGCAACGAGAAUAGUGGAGUCUGUUGGGGCAACACCCAGAAUAUCGACCUGUCCCGCUGGCAGACAAACAUCUUUUUAUUCUGCUCAAAGAGUUCCAGUAAAGAAGCCUCAUACAGAUGAUUCAACAGCUAAAGUCACGGGAAGCACUGUGUCCUUCUCCCCUGACCCUUCAGCUCUUCACAGUAUUCUACAGAAUGAAGGUAUAAGGGUGGGGACUCUGGGUGGCGCAACACCCAGAGUUUCAACAUGUCCUACCGGCAGGGGAACGUCCAUUUACUCUGCCCAGCGAGUACCUGUGAAGAAGACAAAAACGGAAGCCACAGGCACUGCAUCUCAUUGUCAAAAUAGGACACCAGGAAGGACAUGGACACCUCAGCGGGUUCCAAACACCAAACCACAGUCAAUGAGAAGGCUGCUUACCGCCCAAAAAAUGUCCCAAUUUAGGGACUCCCCUGGUUUGAAUGGACCCCAAGACCCCAGCACUGAACUUAUAAUGCAACAAGUGGAGGAUGUUGUUCAAAGGUUAUUUGAAGAUCCAGACCAGACGGACAAUGACCAGACGAACAAAAGUGAUGUCAGUUCACAACAACUACUGACAACAUCGACUAGUCACCAAACUAUUGAACCAGUAUCAAAUAAAGAGAAUUCAGAUGUAAAUCAUCACCACACUGCGGAUGACGGCAAGAAAGCGGCCCAGCCUUUUAUACAAUCAGCACAUAGAAGCUCGGUCAUUGUUUUCUCAUCAACCCAAAGACUCUGUGGAUCAGACCGGCCUCUGCAGACACCUGUGACAGAAGCUCCUCUGCAUCUCUGUGUAGACAGCGUUAUAUCCCAUAAUGCACUGCAGUCAGACCAAAACGGUCACUCAGACGCGACUAAACACAUUAACAAUUGCACACAACGUCAAAUUAAAGUGUCUGCUCUGCGGCGACGUCAUACUCCUUUAGAAGAGAUGAUUUUGGAUGAGGAAUGCGCUACCUAUACAUCUCGCCCGCUGUCUUGCCCAUUGCAACCCCGCAGCGACAACCCUGUAGCCACCAUACUUCUGUUUCAAGACUCUACUUGUUUUUUACCUAUAGGCCUGUCCUCUCCCAUAGGUCUGAGAACAGUACCCGGUUCCUCUAUCAGGACUUAAAUGCACUUCCACUAUACAUAUUUUUGCUUGAAACAGUAUUAUUAGUACACCUUUUGUUUAUGUAAAAAUUUGUAUAUGUAAGUAAUGAGCACAGCAACUGGCUACUGAUUGAUAUGCUUUAAUUGUACUCUACAAGCACUACAUUCCUGUUUCUGGUCUAAAUAUUCACUGUAUGGGGUGCAAAUAUGAUAGACUUUGUAAAUCUCUUCUGAUCAGUGCACGCUUUCAUGGACUUCAAUUAUGUAAACUUGGAACUUGUCACUUGUGUAGAGUGUUUAAUAAAUGUGUGUAUAUAUAAAGAUGUUUAAAUGAUUAUUUCACUCUAAAAUUUUGGUCUAAAUUAUUUAAAAUGUUAAACUGAAUUAUUGUUCCGAAUCAAAUGCACACUGUAUUUGCUGCUUGUUUUUGCAGAUUAUGCAUAUGUAGCACUAAAGUUAUGAAUAAGAUAUAUAAAAACUUCAAAUCACAGAACAUUAAAUAAUUAAUAAAU